This is a messenger RNA of Pseudonaja textilis, 2163 nucleotides long. The record is from RefSeq and is a predicted model, not a curated record. NCBI's taxonomy places the organism in Eukaryota, Metazoa, Chordata, Lepidosauria, Squamata, Elapidae.
AUGGCGCCGGAGCGCAGCGCGUCGGGGCUCCCGCGGGCUUUCCUGCAGAGCCUCCGGCCGCUCUACGACAUCCUGGACGAGCGGCGGCGGGGCUACGUGCACCUGCGGGAGAUCGAGUCGCGCUGGCUGCAACCGGGCGGGGAAACGGGGCCGCUGCCGCCGGGGGUCUUGGAAGGGCUGCGCCGGGCGGCGCCGGCCAGCGGCUACCUCACCUUCGAGCGCUUCGUGCUGGGGCUCCGGCUGUCGCUCCUGGGCGACGAGCGAGGAGGGGAGCCCGCCGGCGGGAACCUGGCCGGCCCAGCGCCCUGCCCCGCCGCCGACGCCCCCUCGCCGCUGAAACGGGGCAAUCGGCCGGGCGGCACCGCCGCCCCUCGGAGCCUGGAGCAGAGCAGCCACGGCGGGCAGGCGGAGCAGCAGCAGCUGCUGCCGGGCAAGCGAGCCGCAGGAGAGGCCGAUGGGACCCGGAAGCCGAAGGAGCCGCUGGAAAACGAGGGUUCCUGCAAGGAGCCCCGCCGGCAGCUGAGCAGCCGGCGGAGACACACCAUCACCCACGGAGUGGACUAUGAGAUGCUGAAGCAGAUGAAGGAACUGGAGAAGGAGAAGGACUUCCUGCUGGAGGGGCUGGAGCUGGUGGAGGAGGCCCGGGGAUGGUACCACCAGCAGCUCCAUCGCCUGCAGGGGCACCAGAAGCAGCUGGCACGGAGCAAAGGUCGCCAGGAAGAGGGAGGCCGGACGCAGCUCAGCCAUCUCUUCCCGCAAGUGCAGGAGCUGAACCAAUGCCUCUGGCAGCUGCUUUCCCUCUCUGCCAAGAGAGUCAACCCUAGGCCUAGCUCAAGUCACAAAGCGUUUCAUUAUUUGUGUGUGUGUCUGUGUAGCAUUUCUAACUCGCAGGCUUCAGACAGCGUCCUGGAAGCUGUGACCUCCACGCUGAAGAAAUACCCCUUUGACUUCCGGGGAGCCAGGAUCCUGAGCGGAGAGGACGAAGGCUUGUUCGGGUGGGUCACCGCUAACUACCUCCUGGAGAACUUCGUCAAGUACGGCUGGAUCGGGCGCUGGAUCCGCCCCAAGAAGAGCACAGUGGGGGCCAUGGACCUGGGCGGGGCCUCCACCCAGAUCACCUUCGAGACCACGGGGGCCAUCGAGAGCCCCUCCAACCAGGUGACGCUGAAGCUGUACGGGCAGCACUACAAGGUCUACACACACAGCUUCCUCUGCUACGGCAUGAAUGAGAUCCACAACCGGCUGACCUCCAAGAUUCUGAAGGCUAGAGCCUACGCCCUCCGACUGGACAACCCCUGCUGGCCACAGGGAUUCAAGCGCAGCUUCCCCAUGGAAAGCAUCUACGGGUCGCCCUGCACCCGCACCGAGAGGCCUCCCAACUACUUCCCCAUGGCCAUGGUGAACAUGAGCGGCUCUGGAGACCCUGCCCAGUGCUUGGCGCACGCAGAGAGCCUCUUCCGGUUCACAGACUGCCCUUAUUCCAGCUGCUCCUUUGACGGGGUCUUCCAGCCCCCCGUGCAGGGAAACUUUAUUGCCUUCUCUUCAUUUUUCUACACGGUGGAUUUCCUCCGGUCAGUGAUGAAGAGACAGGUAGCCACUCCAAAAGACCUCAAAGAAGGCGCGGAGGCCGUCUGUAACACCCCGUGGAGUGAGCUGCUCAGGAAGGAACCAAAUCUGGAGCACUAUUUGCAGAACUACUGCUCGAUGGCCACCUUCGUCUCGUUGCUGCUCACCCGGGGCUACUCCUUCAGCAACACCACUUUUCCCAGCAUAGCCUUCCAGCAGAAGGCCGGGGACACGACCAUCGGCUGGGCGCUGGGCUACAUGCUGAACCUCACCAACAUGAUCCCGGCGGAAGAGCCCAGCUUCCGGAAGAGCACCAGCUUCGGCCCCUGGGUUGGCCUCAUCCUCCUCUUCGUCGCCGUCCUCCUGGGCAGCUUGGUCAGCAUCUUCUGCCUGAUGAAGUCCUCCAAGGGCCGAGGGGCGGUGUAAAGACCUCUCCUUUCCCGCCUUUCCCUGGUCUUUCACCGGGAACUCCGGCCUUUUGCCAAACCUCAGGAAGGAAGAAAUCAAGACAUAUGGAAGAGCCAAUUCUGCACAGGGAGCAGGCGGUGCCUCGCAUGGAUCCUGGGCAUAUGCAGCCCCGCCCCCGCUUUCCUGCCU